Molecule: messenger RNA, 3263 nt
Organism: Scophthalmus maximus (turbot)
Lineage: Eukaryota; Metazoa; Chordata; Actinopteri; Pleuronectiformes; Scophthalmidae
Product: immune-associated nucleotide-binding protein 13
Exons: 2
Molecular function (GO): GTP binding
Source: RefSeq, a predicted model, not a curated record
UCAUCCACACUCCCAUCAUCCUCCUCAUCAUCCACAUUCCCCUCAUCCUCUUCCUCAUCAUCCACAUCCCAGUCAUCCUACUCUUCCUCCUCAUUCCCUCUGUCCUUCUCGCGCUCCUCAUCCUCACCGGAGCUGCGUCUGGUGCUCCUCGGGCGAUCUGGAUCAGGGAAGAGUGCAGCUGGCAACAGCAUCCUUGGGCAAGAGGCGUUUCAGUCGCACUCGGACAGUCUCACGUCCAUCACUCUGGAGUGUGAGAAAAAGAAAGCGCUGGUUGAAGGAAGAAGGGUGGCGGUGGUGGAUACCCCUGACUGGUUCAACUCAGAGCGUGCCCCUGAAGAGGUGCGAGCUCAGAUCUCCUCCUGUGUUGCUUUGUCCAGUCCUGGUCCCCACGCCUUCCUCCUGUGCGUCCCCUUGGACCAGCCUGCAAAGACCGAGCUCCAGGCACUCAGGGCCCUCGAGACUGUUUUUGGCCCAGAAGCGGUGCAGAGACAUGCUCUGGUCCUAUUUACUUACGCAGAUCGACUGAGGGCAAGUGGCAAGGCCGGAAAUGAGAGCGUGGAGGCAUACAUUGCCGGUCAGCGGGGGGAUUUGUUAAACCUUGUGGAGAAAUGCCGGGACAGGUUUCACGUGAUGGAGAGUGGAGGAGGUGAGACGGAGAGGAGGAGUGUUGCGGAGCUGCUGGAGAAGGUGGAGCAGACAGUGAAGGAGGCUGGAGGACAGUGUUAUUCUUCUCCUGCAUUUCAGGAGGCGGAGAACCGAGUGAGGCAGAGACAGGUGGAGAUAGCAAGGGAGAAAAGGGGCACAAACCAAGAGCAAGCAAAAUCAAGAGAUGUUGGCGGGCUCAGCACUGAGAGGCAACUCUAUCCCUACAUGCAGCCUGUGGCUGAGGCAGAGGAGGAAGUGAGAGAAGAUGAGAUUGGGGAAACGAGGGAUGAGGCAGAGAUGAGUGUCAGCACCAUGGACAUCGAGAGCCUUCCUCCUAUUACGGUUUCGAGCUUGUCCCCUUCACUCCUUAGUUCCGUUAUGGAGAAAAUGCAGUCUAGUGCAAAAUUGAUCCCCAAACUGUUGACGGACGGCUCUGUGUGGGUUGGUGACGGAGCAAAGAAGGUGAAAGGUAGUCCAGUGUGGGGCACAGUUGGCAGUCGAGCACAAAAUGUCCAGAAGAUGGUGGUUGAUAGUUCAGUUUGGGGAAAGAUGGGAGCUAGUGCCAAACAAGCAUCCAAACUAUUAGGAGAUAGAGUUCCCAAGGUGGUGGUUGAUAGUUCUUCAUGGGUGGGGUCCGGAGCAAAGGCAGCAGCAGCAAGUCCCAUGUGGGGAAAAGUUGGUUCAGGGGCCAGAACCGGGGCAAAGAAUUUGACGCAGAGUCCCAUGUGGGCAAAAGUAGGAUCUGGGGCCAAGACUGGAGCUCAACUGGUGGCUCAAAAUUCUGUACGAGUUGGUGCUGGAAUUGGUGCCGGUGCAAAGAAGGUGGCACAGAGUCCGGUGUGGGAGAAGGUCGGCUCUGGGGCCAAAUCAGGGGCCAAAAUGGUGGCUGCCAGCCCAGUGUGGGAGAAAAUUGGGACUACUGCUAAACAGGUGCCCAUGGUCGUCAUCGCGGGUGCAGUGCUGGGUCUCCUGCUCGGUUUGUUAUUGGGGGGCGCCAUCGGCGGAGCUGUAGGUGCAGCCGCUGGAUCUGCGGUUACUGAAGUGGGCAGACGAAAACUCGGCAACAAAAGCACAUUAGGAAAGACAGAGGACCCUGCGAAAACUUUGGAGAGGAGAGUGAACGACAGCGUGGACUCGAUAGUAAAACAAGGAGGGAAGGUACUGAAAACUGAAUGAACGACUGAACAGAGUAUGUUUUUUAAAGAGCUUAACAAAGUUCAAAGCAUAUUUGUUUUGAAUUGGUACCAUGAGAAUGUAUAAUUUAAAAUCAGUGUCUUUAUGCCUGUCUUUGUUUCUUCACAGAAAAGGCAAGAGGUUGAUUUGAAAAUGUCAAAUUGGACGAACUGUUUCGUAAACAAAUGUCUUGAGAUUGUUUCCAACUUCAGUUUUCCCCCAGUAUUUGUCUACGUUUUAUUCCAGUAGUUGACUUUUUCACUACUGCUACACUUUUCUCAAAGACAAAACCCCCCUACAGUAACUAAUGUUGAGCAAUAUAUGAAAUUGAAUGUCUAUAUUUGGACACAAUUUACUUGGCUAAAAAGUAUGUCGUUUUUGUUUUAUAUACAAUUUACGGUGUUGUGUCAAAUGCUCUAAGAAAAUAAUAAUGCAGUUAUCUUAAACCAACUAUGUCAUUUCUUGCCAUCACUUACUGUGAGCAACAGAUUCAGAAUAUAAACGUGACUUUAAUGAGCCCGUCAGAAAGUUGUAUUACACAGAUUAUACUGUACAGCACAUCAGUCACUGAUCAGUAAAAUGAUUGAUUUUGAAAGUAACAGUUUAAUUCAACACAUCAUUUGUUCAAUGUAAGUUUUUAGAAAUAAUUAUAGAUUAAAAUAUCUUCACUAUUAAUCCUUCCCUGACUUGUUUUUGCAUUUACAAAACGUUGCAGCUUAAUGAACCUCUGCAUCAGAAAGCCGUGUCCUCACAUUUCGCAAGCUAAAGCUACACUAAAGACCGAGAACCCUCCAGCUGUAUCACUGCGAUUCCCCCACGAGACGUGCACAUUUAAUCUGUGCGCGAGUGGUGAAACGGAGCCACUGGUGUUUCUGUGCACACUUGGGUGUAACUGAUGGUGAGAGAGGCACAGCAGAGGGUCAGAGGAGAAGGGGUGGAGGCCAGGCAAUUAUCUCUCAGUCCCAGACUGGUCUACUGUAUCAGAGGAGGGAGAGAAGGAAAAGAGGCCAGUGGUCUCAACUAACAUUAAGGUUUCAUUUUGAUCAAUGUUAUGCAUGAAGAUCUUUUUCUUUUUUUUUAAAGGGAACAACUUGGAUUUUCCUCUAAAUGGCCGGCGCAUAUUAAUUAAUUUAAGCGUCACUAUGGUUUAUAAGGUGUGGACAAUAGGAAUAGAAAUGAGAGCAAAUAUAAGAUGGUUGUUGUUGUUGUUGUUGUUGUUGUUGGUAACACCUGUCAUUUUCUUACUUUCAGAAUGUUCUGUUCACUCGAGGCAAAGAAAAAUAUGUGUAUUAAAAAGUAGAAACAAUUACACCCACCCCAAAGCUGUGUGACGCUGCUUCACAUGAUCGGUGUAGGUGCAUGUGUUGCCAGUCUUGGCUAAUUCCUGUAGAUCUGGUACAGAAGUGUGUUGUUCUGUUUGUUAUGAAUAAACACACGGCACAACC